Akanthomyces muscarius is the source of this 1797-nucleotide messenger RNA. RefSeq lists its product as uncharacterized. The record is from RefSeq and is a predicted model, not a curated record. Gene Ontology annotation, molecular function: mannan endo-1,6-alpha-mannosidase activity. Bases 1 to 1797 code for a protein of 598 amino acids. Gene Ontology annotation, biological process: fungal-type cell wall biogenesis; carbohydrate catabolic process. The transcript is spliced from 4 exons. NCBI's taxonomy places the organism in Eukaryota, Fungi, Ascomycota, Sordariomycetes, Hypocreales, Cordycipitaceae.
AUGUUUGGCGCCAUAUCCAGAGGAUCGCGGCUUGCCCGCGUCCUCACAGCUUCGCUGCUCGUUGCUGGCCGUCUUGUCCAUGCUUCUGGCUACACCUUGGAUAUGACUUCUGAGCAAUCCGUAAAAGAUACCGCCAAGGGCCUCGCCGACGACAUGCUUUCCUUUUACUCUGGCAACAAGCCCGGUGGCACACCAGGCCUGCUCCCCUCACCAUACUAUUGGUGGGAAGCCGGUGCCAUGCUGGGCGCCCUCAUCGAUUACUGGUAUUACACCGGAGACGACGAAUACAACGACCUAGUCAGCGAGGGUCUGCUCUUCCAGGUCGGCACCAACAGAGACUACAUGCCCAACAACCAGACCCUAACCGAGGGUAACGAUGACCAAGGCUUCUGGGGCCUUGCUGUCAUGUCCGCCGCCGAAUACAACUUUCCCAAUCCACCUGCAGACAAGCCCCAGUGGCUCGAGCUUGCCCAGGCCGUCUUUAACACCCAGGCUGCUCGAUGGGACACGGCCGAUUGUAACGGUGGCCUGCGCUGGCAGAUCUACCAAUGGAACAAAGGUUAUGACUACAAGAACUCAAUUUCUCAGGCCUGCUUCUUCGCUCUCGGCGCUCGACUCGCCCUUUACACCGGAAAUCAAACCUACGCCGACUGGGCCGAAAGGACUUGGGACUGGAUGUGGGGGACUGGAUUCAUCAACAACGAAACAUACUACGUCAUUGACGGCGCCGCCAUCGGUAGCAACUGCACCACCUAUAGCCCGUAUCAGUUCUCGUACAAUGCCGGCGGCUUCAUUCUCGGCGCAGCCGCCAUGUACAACCACACCGAGUCCAAAGCCUGGAAAGACCGCCUCGAUGGCCUUAUCAAAGGCUCCCAGGUCUUUUUCGUCGGCGACAACAACGACAUCAUGUCCGAGGUCGCCUGCGAGCCCGUCGACCGCUGCAACAUCGACCAGCAAUCCUUCAAGGCCUACUUAUCUCGAUGGCUCGCUGCUGCCACCCAAUGGGCUCCCGACGUGUACGACACCGUGAUGCCCUAUCUCAAGGCCUCGGCCAAGGCCGCCGUGAAUCAAUGCGUCGGAGGCGACAAUGGCAGAAUGUGUGGAUUGAAAUGGGCGAGGAACGAAGGCAAAUAUGACGGGUCCACUGGCGUUGGCCAACAGAUGGCCGCCUUGGAGGUCCUUCUAGCCACCACCAUCAAGGACCGCGCAGCGCCGCUGACAGCCGAUUCAGGAGGCACCAGCAAGGGCGAUCCCAAUGCAGGCUCCAGUGAUAUUGGCAAGAAGAAUCCGAUCCCGACUUUCGACCCUCCAACUGCCGGGAUGAAGGCUGCUGCCGCUUUCAUCACAAUGGCCAUCUUGAGUGGUAUUUUGGGCGCCGUCGCCUGGCUGCUCUUUGACGAGACAUCGGAUAAGAAAAUCGUGGCCCAAGUCAAGGGAUCGAUUGCCAACUUCAAGUCCACCAUGGCUGGCGGGGCGGCCGCUGGAGCAGGCGUCGGCGUGGUCGGCGCGGCAGCCAGGGGCCGUCGCAGCUCGCCGGUGGAUGAAAAGGGCGUGCAGACAACGACGGGCUACGUCAGCGAUCGUAGCUCCCACAUUAGUGAAAAGGCCAUGGAGGACAUGCCUGUGACCGUCAACCGUGUGCGCAGAGAUAGCAGCAACAGCACACGCCGACUCUCCAACAUGCCGCUUGGAUGGCCACGAAAUUCGGUGGCGCGCCCUGGACUCGUCGGCCAGGCCGUAACGACGGACGAUGCCGAUCGCAUCGAGCCCGUCAACCCACGCCACAGCAGGACAUGA